AUGAAGCGGCUGAAGGGUACGACAACAGCAGUUACUGAGUCUAUUGAACAGAGAGAGCUGGAUGCCAUCAUCGAUGAGCUUUUUCCGAAGCAUCACAAUGCGGAGGAUGGACGACCUGGACUACCUCCUAUUGAGGAUGCAGAAAACUGCGUCACAAUCGAUGAGAUCAAGGAUGCAAUGAAAGACAUCAAGAACCGUCGUUCAGCACCUGGUCCAGAUGGAAUUUCUAUGAGCGUGAUCUCGGUUAUGAUGGCUGUUGUUCCUGACCGGUACAUAAUUGCGGAUUACCUAAGAGACAGGUUUAUAACAUACAUGGAUUGUUACGGAGAACUGAAGAAGAAAAGAAUCACAUGUGGUGUCCCACAGGGAUCCGUGCUGGGUCUUCUUCUUUGGAACCUGGCGUAUGACCAGGUCUUGCGGCUACAGGUCCCUCUGUCUUGUCGUGUCUUCUGUUACGCCGAUGACACGACGGUGGCUGCUGGCAAGACAGAUAUUGACAAAGCUGUUGCAACAGUCAAUCGCGGUCUUGAAGCUGUCGAUAAAUUGGUGACUUCAAUGGGACUGAGAAUUGCUCCCGAGAAAACGGAAGUUGGAGUGACGAAAUGGUCCUUUAAGGAACACUUUGAAGCUAUGGUUAAAAAAGGCCAAAAAGUUGUGACUGCGCUUGCGCGCAUUAUGCCUAAUAUUGAAGGAUCUACUGAGAAAAGACGACGGCUCUAUCUGUAUGUUUUCCAGGCUGUUGUGCUGUAUGGAGCGCCUGUAUGGGCUGAGAAGUUGAUAAAAAACAAAAAAGCAGUGAUCCACUGCCGAACUGUGCAAAAGUUAAUUGCAAAUCGAGUAGUCAGUGGAUAUCGUACGAUUUCUGCGGAUGCUGUGCAACUUCUGGCUAGAGCCCCUCCUUUAGAGCUGUUGGCUGAGAUGCGGGCUAGAGUUUUUAAUAGUAUUCGAGCGAAUUGUACCCUGGAUUAUGCACAGAUAAGUAGUAUUGAGGCUGCCAAUAUGAGGGAAAAAUGGUACAGACAACUUUGUGUAGACCAUCUGUCUGGUAAAGCCACUAAAGAUGUGAUUCUUCCAGUUUUCGAGCAAUGGAUGUUAAGAAAGCACGGGUCCAUGACGUUCUAUCUCACUCAAAUGGUAACGGGACAUGGAUGCUUCAAUAGAUACCUGUAUAGGAUCGGUAAGGUCGAAUCGGAGCGCUGCUCCCAUUGUAGGUUAGAUGUUGACACCCUUAAACAUACCUGGGAGGAAUGUGGAAGCUGGCGGGAGGAGCGUGAGCUAUUGAGGCUCAAACUUGAGAUGGAUUCGGUCACGAUGAGAUCUGCGGUAGCUGUCAUGGUGAAGAGUCCUGAAGAAUGGAAUGCGGUCGUGCGCUUUGCUAAUAGAAUUUUAUUACAAAAAGGGGAAGCGGAACGUGAACGACAAGGACAAGUAGCACUGGCAAGAAGACAUAACAGGAGGAGGACGGUUGCAAUUCCGUCCACUGUCAAUACAUAG
Molecule: messenger RNA, 1494 nt
Organism: Pseudomyrmex gracilis
Lineage: Eukaryota; Metazoa; Arthropoda; Insecta; Hymenoptera; Formicidae
Exons: 3
Coding region: 1-1494 (497 amino acids)
Source: RefSeq, a predicted model, not a curated record